CAUAUACAUUUUUUCUUCUUCUUUGGAUUAACACACUCACAUAUGACAGAGUAGUUACUGCACUUCAACUCAGAUUUCGCUAUAAGCCUGAAUGUGAUGAACGAGUCCAGAAUUUGAAAGAUGAAGGCAUGGAUAAUGAGGUGACAAUUGAAGAUGAUAAUUGUGUUGCUGAAGAGGGAAAACAUUUGAAUAGUAAAGCCAUGAAUGAUGAUGUUGCAAUUGCUCAUGCAAAUGGUGUUGCUGGAGAGGUUAGGGUCUUGAAAAGUGAACCUUUUAGUAAUGGGGUGGGAGUUGGAGAUAAAGGUGUUUCUGGUGGAGUGGAAUGUUUGCGAACUUAUAAGAGGCGUAAGAAGUCAAGUUCAAGAGGCAAAACUCAGGAACAAUGCAGAGCAGGCAUGGCAACUGCAAGUGGGAUAGCGGAUCAGGAUGUGAAGAAACCAUGUGAUCUAGCUUUAGGCAAUACUUCAGAUGAUUGUUCCCAAGGACAGUGGGGAAAUAUUGUACUAAAUCACUUAUAUCAGUCAUUAGGUGAUAGCAAUGGUGGUGUGGAGGGAUGCAUAAGGGAAGCACUUAAUCCUAAACAAAACCUUGCCCCUACUGUUAUGGAAACCUUUCUAAUUGAAAAAAAUGGUAAAAGAUGCUCUUCGCAAUCUGAGCUGCUUUCUCAUAGAACAGGGAAGGAAGCUAAUCGACAUGCAGAUGUCAUGUGUAAUGGAUGUUCCAGUGAAUUACCUGACCAUGGUGUGACUGAGAUGUGUCAACGUGUGCUCUGUAAUAUCUUAACCUCAGAAAAAUUCCGCUCAUUGUGUAAGGCUUUGCUUGAAAAUUUCCAGGGAAUGAAGCCUGAAAGUGUAUUUGACUUUACGAUCAUGAACUCAAGGAUGAAGGAGCAAGCUUAUGAACAAUCACCAGCACUCUUCUUGUCAGAUAUUCAACAGGUUUGGGGAAAGCUUCAAGACACGGGUAAUGAGAUUGUUGCUCUUGCCAAGAGCCUAUCAAGCAUGUCAACAACUUCCUACUCGGAGCUGGUAGGAGUUUCAGCACCGAGCACAUUUCAAGAUGAGAAGCAACCGUCCUGCAACCGAGAAUUUGGCUUUCUCGUGAAACCAGAGCAGACGCAAGACAUUUCUAUGUACAGAAUCGGCAGUUGCAGCCGUUGUGGAGAGAAGGCAGAUGACAAAGACUGUUUGGUUUGUGAUUCAUGUGAGGAGAUAUUCCAUGUGUCCUGUAUUGAGCCGUUAGUGAAAGAAAUAAUACCCCACAAAAGCUGGUAUUGUGCCAGGUGUACUGCUAAUGGGAUUGGAUCUCCACAUGAGCAUUGUGUACUAUGUGAAAGGUUAAAUGAUGAACAGACCCCAAAUGGCAUAAUUGGGGAUGAAAGCUUUCCUACAAUUAAGGAAACAAAACAUGAAUUUGAAGAAAAUUCAAAUUGCACCUCUGAUGGGAUUGAAGUUUCUGUAGGUGAGAAAACAACUCCCGUUUGCAAAAUUUGCAGAAAUGAAGUGGAUGGUAAAAAGAGAAAAAAGGUGAAAAUAUGUGGUCAUAAGUUUUGCUCCAACAAGUACUACCAUGUAAGGUGUUUAACAAAGAAGCAGUUAAAGUCAUACGGUCACUGUUGGUACUGCCCUUCUUGUUUAUGCUGUGUUUGCUUAAUUGAUCGAGAUGAUGAUCAGAUCGUUAUCUGUGAUGGCUGUGAUCGUGGAUAUCACAUCUAUUGCUUGACACCUCCACAGUCUUCUAUUCCUAGCGGGAAAUGGUUCUGCAGACUCUGUGAUGCUGGGAUACAAGCCAUUCACAAGGCUAAAAAGGCGUAUGAAAGUAACGAGCCAAGCAGAAAAGGGAGAGAUGCUGCUAAGCCAAAUGCUAAACUUGAUAAGAAACACAGAAAUAAACGAGCAAGAGAAUUGGAAAGAGGUGGUGCAAUGGACAUGCUUUUAACCGCAGCCAAUACUCUGAAUUUUGAAGAGAAAAAGGCAGCAAUCCAGAUUGAGUCACAGACAACAUGAAUUUUGUGGAGGUCUUUGUUGUAUUUUGCAUUUGCUGUAUUUUUGAAUGACUGAUAUUUUGGUAGGCUGUAAAAGUGUUCAAGAUCUCCUGACUUUUUUGAUACAUUACAUGGAAAGACAUGACUAUAGAGGCUAAAGGUCAAGGCAUAAUCUGAAACUGCUGUAUUGUAAGUAGGUCAGAUACUGUAUUAUGGACAUGGCUUAUAUGAAUUCUAUAUUUGGCUGCUAUUCUUGUUUCGUUCAGAUUGUAAGCCAAUGUUUCCAUGGUUGAAAGAAUAAAGAUUUUUUUCCCCA
Molecule: messenger RNA, 2300 nt
Organism: Vigna angularis (adzuki bean)
Lineage: Eukaryota; Viridiplantae; Streptophyta; Magnoliopsida; Fabales; Fabaceae
Product: PHD finger protein EHD3
Exons: 7
Coding region: 129-2006 (625 amino acids)
Source: RefSeq, a predicted model, not a curated record